GUGCAGGAAUAGAAAACAAGCCUAGGAACAGAAAACAAACGGUCGGUUCGCGGGACAGAGAGACACUUUUUUCUGCCAGAUUUGUUUAUUUUGAGUGAAAACGCGUCGAAUGAGACUAAUUUCGUUAAAAUCGGGGGUGCAGUAGGUAUUCUUAACAAUUACCAAAAUCGAUAAAACCGACCUAUACAGUAACAUAAACAAAUGACAAAUGGAAAAUGAAGAAAUAAUACAAUUGUGUAAACGGAAGGAAAAACUCUUGAAAAAGAUUAUUUUUUUAAAAGACAGAUUAAAGACCCAAGAAAAAUACGGACGUCCUCAAGAAUCAAUUAACUUAAACACCAUACUGCCUUCCGACGAUGACGAUCAAAAACCAUCAGAAGUCUUGUCUACCAAGUACACAGCUAAAUUGUGUGAAAUUACCAGUCAAGUGACAGGAAUAACAUUUAAAGAUGUUGAUAGAAAAUGGUUAAACAAUGAUAUUUAUAUGUAUACAGCUAAAGUGGUGACAAAAACAAUUUCCUUUAACAUGGAAUUAACAGUGGCUUUAAAGGUACCAAAGAAAAAUUAUAAAAUGAAUUUAAAUGAUUUCCGAAUUGAGGACAUAAUGUGCCACUUCAUAGAUGUCACGAAUUGUUACAUAUUAGAAAUAUCCCCUUGGUUCCAAAAAAUUGCAAGAAUGAAGAACUUUUCUCUUCUUAUGUCCGCGUUUUCCGAUUAUAACGAAAACAAUGUUUUUAGAGCUAAAGUUUUACGUAGUUUAGAAUUAAAGAAAUACUCGAGCGUUGAGCAAUGUACUGGAGAAAAUGGAGGUAUAUUAGUGUAUAUGCACUCACCCUUAGAUACAGAAAAAAACUACAUUAUAUUUAAUUGGACGAUGAAAUUUUUGGAUCUGACGUGGCGGAUUGAACAUUUUUUUACAGUAAAAUCUACAGACAUAGAAAAAUUGUACAGCAAAGCAAAGUUUUGUGAGUACAUAUUUAAUAAUUUCCAUACAACAUACAAACAUUAAAUCAACAUUUUAAAAGCCUUGUUAAAUAUUGAUAUAACAUUUAUUUAAUAAUUAAAUCUCGUCAAAAAGACUAAUGAGAGUCAGCACGGGUAUAAGUGCGCAAAUGUUUAUUUCUUGUCAGCGAACAAACAUUCCAAGGAAGAUGCCACUGCGGAUUUGGCAAACGCCGGUGACGCAGCGUCCUCCCGUUUUCUGUUGACUGACGAGGAUGAGAUUCUGUAUAUAUUGCGCUGAAGAUGACUCGAAAUGAGUCGAAACGUCCGUAGUUAUUGUAAUUUGAAAUUAACACGUUGAUAUUGUUCGCUGACAAGAAAUAAACAUUUGCGCACUUAUACCCGCGCUGACUAUUAUUAGCCUUUUUGACAAGAUUUAAUUAUUUGAAAUUUCGAGUUCUUCAUCAACUUCAAUUUAUUUAAUAUAUGUACAAUUUAAAUUUUAUAUAUAUUAGAACCAUAUUAUUUAAAAACAGCGUAAAAAAAUGCAAAUUUUGGCCGAUUUUUAGCUAGCGCUAUUCCCCUUACCUCACCAACUUACACGCAGUCCGAAUGUCAAUCAGCGUUUAGAUUACGCGGGAAAUAGUGCAGUAAGAGAAAACCUCCACAUAACAAAUAUUGAUCCAAGGUAUAUCCUGCGGAUGUUUGAAUCUGCUAUUUAUAGCCCUAAAAUAUUAUAAUUCAGAUAUCCUCAUAAUGUUUUUGGGUAAUCAAAUUUGAUCCUGAUGAUAUCCAAUAAAUGUCUUAAAAUAACUUUUGGAACGUUUUAAUUCUAUGAGUCUCCAAAAUCCGCAUAUUCUCCAAUAUUUGCAUAAAUAUAUUACUGCACUACAUAAUUUUAAUGAGCAAAACAAUAAUUUUGUAACAUUUUAAAAAACAUUUUUUACAAAAAUAAUCGCAGGAAUUUCUUCUCGGAAAUUCCCAAGCGGCUACUCAUCCAACUCGUAAUCGCGGUGGACGAUGCUUGACUUCUGCGAUUGCUGCGAACCGAUCCCUCGGGAUGAUCUGUGAACACUUUAUAUUAAUACGUGUACAUAACUGAUAGAUUAAGCGACUAUAUGUUAUAGAAAAGAUGAAAUAUGUAUAAUUAAAGCAUAUUAUUUAUAUAUAAAUAAAACUAAUUUUUU
Solenopsis invicta (red fire ant) is the source of this 2129-nucleotide messenger RNA. RefSeq lists its product as uncharacterized. NCBI's taxonomy places the organism in Eukaryota, Metazoa, Arthropoda, Insecta, Hymenoptera, Formicidae. The coding region runs from base 209 to 1009 and encodes 266 amino acids. The transcript has 5 exons. The record is from RefSeq and is a predicted model, not a curated record.